Messenger RNA from Porites evermanni, 4173 nucleotides. Lineage: Eukaryota; Metazoa; Cnidaria; Anthozoa; Scleractinia; Poritidae. The record is from the annotation of a GenBank genome assembly.
AUGCCGGUCGGAAAUUGCUCCCAGUCGGGACAGAAAUGGCCAGAAAAUGUUGGAAUUUUAGCGAUGGAAGUGUAUUUUCCAUACACUUACGUAAAUCAGGAGAAAUUGGAAGGGUUUGAUGGAGUAAGUAAAGGAAAAUAUACGAUUGGAUUAGGUCAGCGUAACAUGGGAUUCUGUGGCGAUCGUGAGGACAUCAAUUCUUUGUCUCUUACCGUUGUGCACAAGCUCAUGGAAAGAAAUUCGAUCAGUCCCAACGAUAUCGGCAGGCUUGAAGUUGGGACGGAGACCUUGAUCGACAAGUCGAAGUCCGUGAAAAGUGUUCUGAUGCAACUUUUUGAAAAAAGUGGAAAUUCGAGCAUCGAAGGAGUUGACACGACCAAUGCAUGUUAUGGAGGUACACAGGCCCUUUUCAACGCCGUAUCUUGGAUUGAAAGCAGUGCCUGGGAUGGUGAGUUUCAUACUUAGUUUGCGAUGUGUUAAUAAAGGAGUUUUUGACCGGCGAUCAUGGGCACGAACAUGUGAAAAAAAUCACCUGUUCUACAGCAGUUGAUCAUGUGCUUCAAACUUGGGCCUUUCUUCGCAUGGCUUUUCUGCUGCAUACAUUGUAUUCUCAGAUUUAAUCCCUUCUGCAUGUUGAAGCCAUUUCUCAGGAGUACCCAAAAGUAAACCUAAAGUCUGCAAAGCUUUCACUGAAAAUGGGACAACGUUCUCCUUGACUGACGAAUUUUAGAUCCAUAAUUUGACUUUUUUUAGAGGCCCAUACUGUACAGAUUCAAAACCCAGGUUUUGNGUUUGAUGGAGUAAGUAAAGGAAAAUAUACGAUUGGAUUAGGUCAGCGUAACAUGGGAUUCUGUGGCGAUCGUGAGGACAUCAAUUCUUUGUCUCUUACCGUUGUGCACAAGCUCAUGGAAAGAAAUUCGAUCAGUCCCAACGAUAUCGGCAGGCUUGAAGUUGGGACGGAGACCUUGAUCGACAAGUCGAAGUCCGUGAAAAGUGUUCUGAUGCAACUUUUUGAAAAAAGUGGAAAUUCGAGCAUCGAAGGAGUUGACACGACCAAUGCAUGUUAUGGAGGUACACAGGCCCUUUUCAACGCCGUAUCUUGGAUUGAAAGCAGUGCCUGGGAUGGUGAGUUUCAUACUUAGUUUGCGAUGUGUUAAUAAAGGAGUUUUUGACCGGCGAUCAUGGGCACGAACAUGUGAAAAAAAUCACCUGUUCUACAGCAGUUGAUCAUGUGCUUCAAACUUGGGCCUUUCUUCGCAUGGCUUUUCUGCUGCAUACAUUGUAUUCUCAGAUUUAAUCCCUUCUGCAUGUUGAAGCCAUUUCUCAGGAGUACCCAAAAGUAAACCUAAAGUCUGCAAAGCUUUCACUGAAAAUGGGACAACGUUCUCCUUGACUGACGAAUUUUAGAUCCAUAAUUUGACUUUUUUUAGAGGCCCAUACUGUACAGAUUCAAAACCCAGGUUUUGAUUAGUGAUCCCUAUAUCAGAUGAUAUUAACAUAGUUUGGUCUUUCACUCCUUUCCAAAAUGUGUGCCAGUGUGGUGCCCUUAAAAUUGGCUGCAGUUUUCUCUACAUUUACUUUUGUAGAAGGAAAGGUCUAUUAAAAUUAUUUUAAAUAAUAUAAAAAUGGAAGAACUAAAUUUGACACCGACCAGAUUGAUUGACUAGUGGCUGAUAAGACAGGGUUUAUUUGCAGGUCGUCUGGCAAUUGUUGUUGCUGCUGAUAUUGCUGUUUAUGCUGCCGGAAGUGCCCGUAGUACGGGUGGGGCUGGAGCAGUGGCAAUGCUGGUGGGGCCAGAUGCACCCCUUGUUAUGGAACGAGGUAAGGAUGUCUUCUCACAAACAAGUAACUUGAAAGUGUUAUAGUUCAAUUUUGCCUUUGGUGGAAUCUCAACUAAUGGCUAAGUUUUAAUUGUUUAUUUUGCUUAAAACAUUCUUGUUCCCAGAGCUGCUAACCUUUUCCCCAGCACCAUGGAUCGAGAGCUUUGCUGGCUAGUGCCAAACAGUGAGUCUGUGUUUUUUUUUUUUGUGCCAACUCAGAAUUUUGAAAUGAUAACUGUCAUGAACAGUUAAAAACAAGGCAGCUACCUGUAUUACGCUUGAGCUUUAUCCUGGAACCAGUCAGAACUCUCAAUCCUUGGCCCUGGCCAGAAUGAUGGCAGCUGGAUGAGAAUGAGUUCAAAAGAGGACAAGUUCAUGACAUAUUCUUAUCCCUCAUUUCAUGGUGAGACUCCAAAUACUAUUUGGGAAUUCACUGUUCUUUUUUUCAAGAUAGAACUAAUCUUCACUGAUGCUUUUUAGGAAUGAGAUCAAUACAUAUGGAACAUGCCUAUGAUUUCUACAAACCAAACAUGUCUUCUGAAUACCCAGUGGUUGAUGGAAAGCUCUCUGUACGCUGCUACUUUCAUGCGUUAGAUCAAUGUUACAAGAAGUACACCGACAAAGGGAAGACACUUCACCAAAAGACACAGUUCACUCUUGAUGACAUAGAUUAUGCCAUAUUUCACACUCCCUUCUGUAGGAUAGUACAGAAAUCAUUAGCUCGGUUAAUGUUUCAUGAUUUUCUAUGCAGUACAGAAAGCAGUAAUUCUGAAUCAGAAGGAGAUAGAUAUGCAGGUCUAUUACAAUUCAGGUAUGUGUGUGUUUACUUAUAAAUACUUAAUGAAAUGGCAACUGUUUAAUAUUUGCCAGGAGAGAAUAUAUCAAAAAUUUGUUUUGUGGUGUCAAGUAAAAAUAAGAGCCAAUUUUGUGAUCUGUGUUAAGUGGUCUUGAGGAAAGCCAUAGUUUUUUUGUUAGGUAGCAUUUAUGGUCUUUCAAAACGUAGGGAUAACAUUUACAUGACAUAUUAUUUACCUUAUUUCCUCGAAUAAGUGUCUAUGCUCUAAUAAACACCCUCNGAUAGUACAGAAAUCAUUAGCUCGGUUAAUGUUUCAUGAUUUUCUAUGCAGUACAGAAAGCAGUAAUUCUGAAUCAGAAGGAGAUAGAUAUGCAGGUCUAUUACAAUUCAGGUAUGUGUGUGUUUACUUAUAAAUACUUAAUGAAAUGGCAACUGUUUAAUAUUUGCCAGGAGAGAAUAUAUCAAAAAUUUGUUUUGUGGUGUCAAGUAAAAAUAAGAGCCAAUUUUGUGAUCUGUGUUAAGUGGUCUUGAGGAAAGCCAUAGUUUUUUUGUUAGGUAGCAUUUAUGGUCUUUCAAAACGUAGGGAUAACAUUUACAUGACAUAUUAUUUACCUUAUUUCCUCGAAUAAGUGUCUAUGCUCUAAUAAACACCCUCCCCCAAAUAAGCGCCUAGGCCUAAGUAUUAAACAAGCCUCCCCCUUGAACAAACGUCCUCCUCCCCUCCCCCAUUUCAUUCUUUAAUAGUAGGGAUACAAGGAAAACCUGCUUCUUUUGCCACUUUAUUGAUAACUGUCUGUAAACUGUAUAAAUUGGACCAAGUUACACUUGAUUACCAACAGGAGGACUCAAUAAGCGUCCCCCUUGAUUAAGCGCCCUCUUUCCAAUAAGCACACAUCCAUUUAGCGAAAAUUUUAGAUAUGGGCCGGGGCGCUUAUUCAAGAAAGUACAGUAUCUUCACUUCUCUUUUUAAUUAACCCCUUUCCUACUGCCACCAUUUCACCAUGCCACCAACAGUUUCCCUACAAAAAUCUGAGAAACUAGCGCAGAAAUUCUUCAUUGACUAUGUUUCAGUACUCUGACCUGGGUAGUGCUUCUGUUUGGUUGAGGUGACCAAAAAUAGCCUGUAAAUGCAGACAUAUUCCCAGUUGUCGCUUCUCAUCACCCAGAAUGUUAAUUUACUUUUCGGGUGCAGAGAAGCAACAACUGCAAAUGUACGUUUGCAUUCACAAGCUAACCCAAAUGUGACUCUCCAAAAAUUUGAGCAUACAGCACUUACUUUUUCACUUCCCCUUUUAUUCUGUUUGAGUAACUGUUGUCAUUAUGAUCAAUUUAGUAAUUCUCUUGAUGAUAUUCUUUCAACUUAGGAAUGUCAAACUUGAAGAAACAUUUCAAGAUGAGGCUAAAGCCAAAGAAAUAGAAAAGGCAUCAAUGAAAUGUAGUCAAACCAUGUAUGAUAAAAAGACGGCACCAUCACUAUUCCUUUCCCGUGAAGUUGGCAACAUGUACACUCCAUCACUGUAUGGCUGUCUCACCUCACUGCUGUUCAGGUACGACUGA